Pogoniulus pusillus (Red-fronted tinkerbird) is the source of this 1002-nucleotide messenger RNA. It is a transcript of the gene HOXC12, whose product is annotated as homeobox C12. Lineage: Eukaryota; Metazoa; Chordata; Aves; Piciformes; Lybiidae. Gene Ontology annotation, molecular function: sequence-specific double-stranded DNA binding; DNA-binding transcription factor activity, RNA polymerase II-specific. The transcript is spliced from 2 exons. The coding region runs from base 11 to 814 and encodes 267 amino acids. Gene Ontology annotation, biological process: regulation of DNA-templated transcription. The record is from RefSeq and is a predicted model, not a curated record.
GCCCGCGGAAAUGGGCGAGCACAACCUCCUUAAUCCCGGCUUUGUGGGACCUCUGGUGAACAUCCACACGGGAGACACCUUCUACUUCCCCAAUUUCCGUGCCUCCGGAGGGCAGCUGCCCGGUUUGCCUUCCCUCUCUUACCCACGACGAGAUAACGUCUGUUCCUUGCCCUGGGCAUCCUCGGAACCCUGCAACGGGUACCCUCAACCCUACCUGGGGAGCCCCGUCUCCAUUAACCCUUCCUUCGGCAGAGCCUGUGACCUCGCCCGAGUGGAGGAAAGCAAAUGUUAUUACCGGGAAACCUGCUCGGAAGCCAGCGGGCUAAAAAGGGAGGAGAGGGGCAGGGACAGUGCCUUGCUGCCCCUCGAAUCUAGCCUCCCUACUGGCAUGGGGGGCAAUUUCAGCAAAUAUGACUAUCCGAGCAGCGAAGCGGUGCCCCACGACCCUCCGUCCUGCCAGUCCUUGGAGUCAGACUCCAGCUCGUCCUUGCUCAAUGAAGGGAAUAAAGGCACGACCGGAGAAGCUGGGGGUCUGGUGUCCCCCCUGAACCAAGGCAGCACUUUAGGCAACGGUGGUGCUCCUUGGUACCCGAUGCACACACGAUCCCGGAAAAAACGAAAACCCUAUUCCAAGCUGCAGCUGGCAGAGCUGGAAGGGGAGUUCAUGGUCAAUGAAUUCAUUACUCGCCAAAGAAGGAGGGAGCUCUCAGAUCGAUUAAACCUGAGCGACCAGCAGGUGAAGAUCUGGUUCCAGAACCGGCGGAUGAAAAAGAAAAGACUCCUCCUGAGAGAGCAAGCCCUUUCUUUCUUCUAAAGUUUGCAAAACGUCCGUGUCGGGUAUUAAAACAACCCCCUCUCGCCCCCAAAAUACCAACAAAAAUACCCCACAUAGACUCUAGCGUUCACCCGAGCUGCCGGGACUUCACCUGAUCACUCUUAAUCUCCUCCACCACCCUUCCCUCCCCAGAAAUCAAUGAAUAAAGACAUAAUAUUAAUAAAUAA